Molecule: messenger RNA, 644 nt
Organism: Tupaia belangeri chinensis (Chinese tree shrew)
Lineage: Eukaryota; Metazoa; Chordata; Mammalia; Scandentia; Tupaiidae
Product: 60S ribosomal protein L31
Exons: 3
Coding region: 55-549 (164 amino acids)
Biological process (GO): defense response to Gram-positive bacterium; cytoplasmic translation; defense response to Gram-negative bacterium
Cellular component (GO): ribosome; cytosolic large ribosomal subunit
Molecular function (GO): structural constituent of ribosome; lysozyme activity
Source: RefSeq, a predicted model, not a curated record
GGUGUAACGAUGGCAAAACCCCGGGAGCAGUGAACGCCUGUGGCAUAUCCUGCAAUGCUUUGCUACAAGAUGACAUCUCUCAAGCUGCAGCGUGUGCCAAGAGGGUUGUCAAGGAUCCACAAGGCGUUAGAGCGUGUCCUCUGCGUUCCUUCUCUCCAGCUUAGGCCCGGCAGAAUGACUCCUGCAAAGAAGGGUGGCGAGAAGAAGAAGGGCCGUUCUGCCAUCGAGGUGGUGACCCGGGAACACACCAUCAACAUUCACAAGCGCAUCCAUGGCGUGGGCUUCAAGAAACGUGCCCCUCGGGCACUCAAAGAAAUCCAGAAAUUUGCCAUGAAAGAGAUGGGGACUCCAGAUGUGCGCAUUGAUACCAGGCUCAACAAAGCUGUCUGGGCCAAAGGAAUAAGGAAUGUCCCUUAUCGAAUCCAUGUGUGGUUGUCCAGAAAACGAAAUGAGGAAGAAGAUUCGCCCAACAAGCUCUACACUCUGGUGACCUAUGUACCUGUUACCACAUUCAAAAAUCUACAAACAGUCAAUGUGGAUGAGAACUAGCUGCUGGUUUUCAAAUAAAGUUACAAAACCAAAAAACAAACAAACAAGUAACAGUUUUACAGAAGCAGGAGUAAAAUACAGCUCUUCUUCUAAGA